Messenger RNA from Tigriopus californicus, 1709 nucleotides. Its product is annotated as F-box/LRR-repeat protein 4-like. The record is from RefSeq and is a predicted model, not a curated record. Gene Ontology annotation, molecular function: protein binding. Gene Ontology annotation, cellular component: SCF ubiquitin ligase complex. Gene Ontology annotation, biological process: SCF-dependent proteasomal ubiquitin-dependent protein catabolic process. Lineage: Eukaryota; Metazoa; Arthropoda; Copepoda; Harpacticoida; Harpacticidae.
AUUGAUUAGAAGAAAGCUAAGGUCUCCUCGAAGUAUGAACCACGGGGAUUGUCAACACAAAGUUAAAAUGAAUGCCACUCGGGUGGUGGUAGACUCAAUUUUACACGAGGAAACCCAUUUUGGAUCGCAAAUUCUGAGCUUCAGCUCACAAUAUGGCUCAUAUGGAUCCCAAUAUACUUCCUAUAAGGCUAAUAAUUUGUUGGGAGAGCCUCACCAGUACUCAUAUUAUGGGGAUAGUACACGAGCAUUCGCGACAAGGGAAUAUGGGCUUUUGUGGAAAGAAGCCCCGUCGGGAAAAGUUUUUCGGAACCUGUACAAGCCAUGCACGAAACCUCAAACGGUGGAUUUUGUGGACAUUCAAUUCCCGAAAUUGGGAUACGCAAAACAAGUUUCCAUUUACGAAAACCUGAACCCCGGAUCUGUUAUUGGCAUCUGGGUUUACCACAAUAACGAUUGGCACCGUUUAUGGAAGGGGCCUUACAAGAAACCAAAAAAGUUUAAAAUGAAUCCCAGCAUUCAAAAAUGCAUUCUGCGACCCGUUCGCUUUCCCAUUCAACAUAUCCGGUUGGAAUUGGAUCAAACUGAACAUUGGUAUUAUACAGAGCUCUCUGCUGUCGCUCUAACUUAUGGAGCCUUCGAAAACAGCCUUCAUUCGGUUCUACACAUGACGUCAAGCUCUAAUAAUGAGGCAACCUCCAAAACUUGUUCCAAGAACUACAAGGAUCAUUUGAACUUCUUGGAGAGGGUGCCCAUUGACGUUUUUAUGCACGUCAGCAAAUAUAUCGAUAUACCGGAUAUCAUAUCGUUAUUCAGGGUGUCCAAACAAAUCAAAGCGAUGAUACAAGAAUCCAGGCUUUUGAAAACCUUAGAUUUGUCCAGAUUUUGGAUGGGGUUCAAGGCUAUUUCCAUUCGAAGUUUGCCUAAUUUAUGUUGUAAUGGCUUUACAAAAUUGGAUCUCUCUUGGUGCGGACUGUAUAUGGGUCAAAAUUAUACAAACGAAUUGGAUCAUUUUUUCAUGGACUUGAGUGAAAAGAAAACCCUUAGCACUCUGACCCAUUUAAGACUGAACAAUAGUGUGAUCCUAUUAAAUACUCUCAAGCUCAUUUUGCAAACUACCCUAUUAGUGGAACUGAGUGUAAGUGGAUCCAGGAUUCUUGACAUCAACAAGAGCCCAAAUUCCACUGAAGACAUUAAUGACAUGCUUCACUUUGGAUCGACACAAGGCAGAUUUGCCAAUAUGAAUGCCUUGAACAUCUCUGGAUUGCCAGUAACCAUGGCAACCAUGGUCCAUGUGUUGGAUCAUGCUUGUAAAUUGGAACACCUUGAUAUUUCCAACUGCCUCAAGUUGGACCUGAGUCAGAUCUUGACUCUGUGUCCAAUUGGAUUGAAAACUCUUCAAGCGUGGAGAGUUCCAUCAUUACACCAGCCCCAUGGGUUACUCCGAUUAACAGAACUAGAGGAACUGGAUAUUGGAUGGGUAUUAUCUGAUGGUUUGGGUGAUAUUCUAAAGCAGAUGAACAAUCUCAAAAAGUUGUUCUUGAGCGCCAAUCGAAACAUUGAAGAUUCAGAUCUGUCUGUGUUCGCGGAUCAUUGUGCCAAAUUGGAACAACUUGAUUUGGUCGGGAACAGGUCCUUGACGCCCGAGACGCUAAAGAAAAUAUUUCGACAAAGCCCAAAUUUGAAGAUCGUGGACGUCAGUUUUUGCUCAA